This is a messenger RNA of Cryphonectria parasitica EP155, 1981 nucleotides long. RefSeq lists its product as uncharacterized. The coding region runs from base 113 to 1843 and encodes 576 amino acids. The record is from RefSeq and is a predicted model, not a curated record. Gene Ontology annotation, molecular function: oxidoreductase activity; copper ion binding. The transcript has 5 exons. NCBI's taxonomy places the organism in Eukaryota, Fungi, Ascomycota, Sordariomycetes, Diaporthales, Cryphonectriaceae.
UCCUUGUUCCGGUCUUGCAUAUCAGCUGCGUCCGUGCUGGUGUCAAGUACUAAAUUUAAUCUUGUUGUCAAGUUUCAUACUGUCGUUAACUUAUCCCCAUUAUUACGCCACAAUGUCUCUCGUUUUUCUUGGUUUCUUGGCACUUUCUUCUUUGGCACUUGCCGCCCCUAGGCAAGUCCCAGCUCUUGCUAAGAGAUGUGUCAAUAGUGCCUCGGACAGAUCCUGCUGGGGAGACUAUGACCUCUCUACCGACUAUUAUGACAUCGACGCGGUGCCAGACACGGGUGUGACGAGGGAGUACUGGUUCAACAUCAUCAACGGGACUGCUGCUCCCGAUGGUGUAGAGCGGACCGUUCUCACUAUCAACGGCUCAAUUCCUGGACCCACCAUCAUCGCGGAUUGGGGUGAUACAGUUGUUGUUCAUGUUACCAACUCAAUGGAAAACAAUGGCACUGGUAUCCAUUUCCACGGUAUCCGCCAGUAUGAAAACAGUCAGAACGAUGGCGUGCCCAGCAUUACCCAAUGCCCCAUCGCUCCCGGCAGUUCUCACACAUACACAUGGAAAGCGACACAAUACGGAAGUUCUUGGUAUCACUCUCACUACUACGUUCAAGCGUGGGAUGGAGUGUUUGGCGGAAUUUUGAUCAACGGCCCAGCUACUGCCAACUAUGAUGACGAUCUCGGCAACCUCUUCCUCAUGGAUUGGUCGCACAACACGGCGGAUCAGAUUCUCAUCUCAGCCACCUACAGCGACGCCGCAGUGGUCAUGCCAACCUCUCUCAUCAACGGCACCAAUGUCUACAACGACACUGACACUGGUGUGGAGACCGGAUCCCGCUAUGAGACGACAUUUGAGCCUGGCAAGAAGUACCGCCUGCGUCUUGUCAACUCUGCGGCGUCGAACCACUUCCGGUUCAUGAUCGAUAACCACAUGAUGGAGGUCAUCUCGGCAGACUUUGUGCCCAUCCACCCUUACAACACGACGCAGCUCAGCAUCGGCGCCGGCGAGCGGUACGACGUGGUGGUGACGGCGUCCGAGGCCAGCGGCAACUUCUGGAUGCGGUCGAUCCCGCAGCUGAACUGCACCAAGACGACCAACGUCGACGAUGUUCUCGGAGUCAUCCGCUAUACUUCGGAGAACGGCACCGUCCUCGAUGCCGACACCUUGCCCGUGACUGCUGCGUAUGAGUACACCGACUCCUGCGCCGACGAGGACCCAGCCAACCUCAUCCCCUACCUCCAGUCCGACCCCUCCGCCACCUACGACUACCGGGACGACGAGAAGACGGCCGUCAUCAACGGCGCCGAGGUGAGCUGGACCAUGGGCGGCACCGCCUUCUCGGUCGAGUGGGGCAACCCCUCCUUGCAGCAGGUCAUCGAUGCCGACGGCACCAAGAGCAACUGGACCACAGACCAGCACGCCCUGGUGCUGCCCGAGGCCAACCAGUGGGUGUACAUGUAUAUCCAGACCACCUCUGCCCAGGCCCACCCUAUCCACCUGCACGGCCACGACUUCUGGGUGCUUGCUUCGGGCUGGGGCAACGUCUCGACGGUCGACCUGGACCUGACGAUUACCAAUGCGCCGAGACGCGACGUGGCCAUGGUCCCGGGCGAUGGAUAUCUCGUCAUCGCCUUUGUGACGGACAACCCUGGUACCUGGCUUCUGCACUGCCACAUUGCAUGGCAUGCCUCGGAAGGCUUUGCGAUGCAAAUAAUCGAGCGUCAGUCGGCGAUCGUUCCGUUGAUUGACGACGCCGAUGUGGAGCAAUUGAACUCGACAUGCACAAACUGGGCUGCUUUUGCGGCUGCUGACGAUAUUGUGCAGUGGGACUCGGGAAUUUGAAAUAUAUGACGAGACGAUGCUACAUGAUUUUCAAGACACUACUAUAUUACUACUCUUACUAACGUGUAAACUUUAAUUACACUCUGUAUAUAUAACACAGUGUACAUAUAAUCUUAUUUUGAUGGACAAAUAUCAGUC